CUCAUUACCUUCGGUCAGGGCUCACGGUCAGCGUCAACAUUUUAUUACUUGGCAAAAUGAAAUUUGCGAUCGCUAUUUUUGCGCUAUAUACGGCGGUAGUGGCGGCGUCGCCUGCGCGUUCCAAGCGCCACUACGAACCAGGUCUGCUGCAGUCUACCUCUCUUCAGAGCAGCUCGUUACAGCAGACGCAGUAUGAAUCUACGUCACUAGAACAAAAGACCUACCAGCCCCAGCAGCAACUAUACAAUUUACAACCUACUCCCACGUGGCAAGCGCCUCCUGUGAUACCCCUGAACCAGAAUAAAGUAUAUUCGAGACCCCAAUACACGAUUCAAGAACCAAUUUACACCGAGCAGCUGCCUGUAGUACAAAACAUUCAACAUACACAACAACACAGACCUAUCCAGCUAUACAAUUCAGCGCAACAGUAUAAUCCUAUUCAACAAUACACUACCAGUAAUCAGUACACUUCGCCACAACAGUACACCCCUACUCGGCAGUACACCACUGUGCAACAAUACACUCCAACCCAGCAGUACAUACCCGUCCAACAGCCCAUUCAGCUGUACAGGCCCGUCCAAGGAUACAGACAGGUGCAGCCCAUCCAGAGUUACGUUCCUCACAGUUAUGGAAGCUAUCAACGUGUGGAGCCCUGGUGCUAAAUAUAUCUAAGCCGGUGUUGUAAAAUGUAUAAAAUAAUGUGUAAAAAUGAAAAAGGAAUUAAAGUGUACCUCAGUAUUGCUUCGA
Messenger RNA from Pieris brassicae (large cabbage white), 747 nucleotides. RefSeq lists its product as uncharacterized. Lineage: Eukaryota; Metazoa; Arthropoda; Insecta; Lepidoptera; Pieridae. The record is from RefSeq and is a predicted model, not a curated record. Bases 57 to 662 code for a protein of 201 amino acids. The transcript is spliced from 3 exons.